UACUAACGAAGACUACUAAGAGCACUGAUAAUGGAAACGGCAAAUUCCAAGAAGAAAAUGAAUGCAAUUUAAGUAAUGGUGAAAUUUCUAUCAUAUCUUCAGAAAGUGCUUAUGAGAGAGCUAAUGCAUUUGAUUCAAAAUUCAUCAUGUAUACGACAUCGCCUAGUCCUUUAGAUGAAGAUUUGAUGUCCAUAUCGGCAAGUUUAGCUGAUGGAGAAUACACAGUUUUUGAUCGCAUUACAUAUUUAGGUUGUGCUGUGAUCAGUGAUCCAAAGAAUGAAACUGAGAUUAAGAAAAGUAUGUCUGUUCUAAAUGGGCAGUCAUCAGCUAAGGUUCUCAGUAUUUCCCUUUCAUUACCAGUGAAUUCUGAAGGUUAUAUUAUUUUAUAUGAACCAAGUUCAUCAAAUGAAAUUGCAAGUUUUCCAAUACUUCAAAUUAGUGCACAUGUUAUUGGUGAAACACAGUCUGCAGAGGCCAACUGUUUAGCUUUGGUUCACAACUGUAGCCAGGGUACUAUUCCAGAAUCAACAGUUUUUCAGUGUCAUGUGUUUCGAUGUGAAAUUCCUGAAGCUGUAUCCAAAAUUAUGCAAUGUUUCACUGCAGCUGUAAAGAAAAUACCCAAGUUGCCCAUACCAAAGUCUGAGUCUUUUGAAACAAUGCAAGGAGGCUCUGAAUCUGUAAAUAAAAGUAAUAUUUUAACAUACAUCUUUGAUGGAUCCUUAGAAUUUAGAGAAGAUGAUUCUAAGGGUGGUUAUUCAUCCUGCCCCAAAGAUAAAGACUACUUUAAAUUGCGAUGUAAACUUGAGAAAAGUGUUACUCUAACAGUUCAACAGGUUUCUGAUAAUAAGGAACUUGUUAUUGAUAGAUGUUUCGGAUUGCUUAUAUCGCCUGGGAGGAAUGUCCGUAAUAGUGAUAUGCAGCUUAUAGAAAUGAUUUCCUUUACUAAACCAGCUCCUGGAGAGAAACCAUUGUAUACUAUCAUGGGACUUUGGGAUCCAAAUGAGCCAGUUUUUGAAAUUUUGAAUACAGAGACACCAAAAGACACUAGAGUGUACAUGACUGUUGCUGCAGAUCUGGUAAUAGCAGGCAUUCAGGAGCCUGUAAGAUUUGUUAUUGAAACUAAAGCGAAAAUUUUCCCUCCAUCUGAAAGGUUUUGGUAUUUCUCAAAGAAAACAUUAUAUGAGCAGUUUUACCUUACAGUCAGAGAGAUUGGUGUAGAUACUAAUGGUGAUCAUUCAUUGCAAGUUGUGAGUGUAACAAGCACAACAAAACUUCAAAACAAAAAGCAGCUCUUAGUUUAAAUAUUGUAAAUUCAGCUUCCAAGUCCACUAAUGUGCCAACUCCAUCUAGUCCUGAAGAUCCUGAUACACCAUCUGAUAACGAUGAACCACUUUUGAGUGGUACAGGAGGAGUAAGCAAAGAUUGUACAGCAACAGAGCUAGAAGGUUGGUCUGAAGUUCUUUUGAAGUGGAGGCAGAACUUAUCACAGAGGCCAAAGCAUUUAUCUAGUCUUGUAAGGCGUGGUAUUCCUGAAGCUUUACGGGGAGAAGUCUGGCAACUUUUGGCUGGUUGUCAUGAUCAGAAGGAAAUAAUUGAUACAUAUAAAUCUCUCAUAAAUAAGGUAAAU
Molecule: messenger RNA, 1627 nt
Organism: Stegodyphus dumicola
Lineage: Eukaryota; Metazoa; Arthropoda; Arachnida; Araneae; Eresidae
Product: rab GTPase-activating protein 1-like
Biological process (GO): regulation of GTPase activity
Molecular function (GO): GTPase activator activity; small GTPase binding
Source: RefSeq, a predicted model, not a curated record